Molecule: messenger RNA, 381 nt
Organism: Prunus armeniaca (apricot)
Lineage: Eukaryota; Viridiplantae; Streptophyta; Magnoliopsida; Rosales; Rosaceae
Source: the annotation of a GenBank genome assembly
AUGAUGUUAAAAGUGUUAGGUGGAGUUGGUGGUGGUGGUGGGGAUGGCAAUUGUGGAGGUGGUGGUGGUGGUGGUAGUGGCAGCAUAGUGGUGGUUGUGGUGUUGGUUGUGGAGAUGGUAGUGGAUGUGGAGGUUUUGGAGGAGGAGGUGGUUGUGGUGGUGGUGGUGGUGGUGGAGGUGGAGGAGGUGGUGGUGGAGGUGGAGGAGGUGGUGGAGGAGGUGGUGGUUGUGGUGGUGGUGGCGGAGGAUGAGGAGGAGAAGGAUGUGGUGGUGGAGGUAGUGAAUGUGGUGGUGCAAGUGCUGGAGUUGGAUGUGGAAGUGAAGGUGAUGUCAUUUUUAAAAAUGAAUGAUGGUAUUUUGGGAAUUAAAAAAAUUAAUUAA